UGAGACUAUUUUUAAAUCUACUGUUUAAGACGUUGUGUCACAUAACAAUAUAUUGUAAUUUUGAAAAUCAAUAUGGCUGCAGUAAAAAAAAGUAGAGAAAAACAUUCUACAAAAUACUUGAAUCUAACUGAUUUUGAACGUCUUGAAAGCCAUGUUGAGUCUGAAGGCGAUUUGUUGAUAAAAAAAUUAUCCUUAAAACAAACUGAUAAACAUUUAACCCUAGAAAAGCACUUGAAUCAAGAGCGUGAUUUUAUUACCAGUCAUGAAUACAUUUCCAUUACCGAAAUUACUAAAGGAGAAAUUACAUUGCCAGAGUUUUGUACUAAAGUCAACGAAGCAUCUUCUAAUAAAUUAAAUUAUAAUGCUAAUCAAAAACCUUCGUUAAAAGUUUCAGAUUGUUUGAGUCGUCAUGAACGGGAAUUAGCAUUAUGUGUGAAACCAAAUAGUACUGAAACUAAACUUUUAGAAUUUGCUUUAUCGUGUGAAGCAAAUGAAAUUCCUAAACUAAAUAAUACAUGUCCUAUUGAUCAUCCAAUAAAUCAUCUUAGUCAAAUACAUGAUGAACAAUUUUAUCAUCUCAAUGCUUCACCAAUCAAAACAUCAAAAAUGAUUAGACGAAAACGAAGACAACUACUGCAAUCGUUUAAAAAACCAAUUGAGAUACCUGAAAAACCAUUAAAACAUUAUUCUAAUCCUAAAUCUCUUUGGGAUUUAAAAGAAGAUUGUACAGCAAAGUCUGGUUUAAAAUUAUAUACAUGUGAUGCAUCUAAACGUACAGAGCAGUGCAUUGGUGUAUUAGAAAUGGCAAAUGAAAAAAAUAAAAUUAAUGAUUUUUCUAGCUCUAUCAAUGGUCAGCGUUUUGUUGCUAAUUGCACUCAAGUUCCAAUAAAUAAUUAUACCAAAAUGAAUGAAGAUCAAUUGAAAACUUUACCUUAUUUUCAAAACUAUCAAAAAGGAAUCCCAUCAAAAAUAUUGUAUGUAAAAAAUAUUUCUAAAAGUGUCAGUGAAAAACAUUUGAUAUCUGUAUUUGGAAAAUACAACAAUUUACAAAAUGCAGAUAUAAUUUAUAGAUAUAUGAAAAAAGGAAAAAUGAAAGGACAAGCUUUUAUUGAAUUUGAAAAAAUUGAAGUGGCAGAAAAAGCAUUAGAAGAAAAUCUCGGACUUAUACUUGAAGAAAAGCCAUUAAUUAUUCAAUUUGGAAAGAAAUAAUUAUUGUUGAUAAUUUAAGUUACAAGUUCAAGUUCAUUUUGAAAAUAUAGAAACACAUUGUUCUUGUUCAUCACGAUCAAAUCUAAUGAAAAUGCAUAUCUUGUCCUCGUAAAAUAGUUUCACCUGAUGAGGUAUUAUACUCUUGGUCAACAACCAUUAAUAUUAAUUAGUAAUUGCUCAUUCGUAAAAUUACCGGAUAUAGGAUUAGUAUCUUUUUGAGUGUAUAACAGUGUUACAUAUAUUUUAAUUUAAUGUAAUAUUGUGAUGAAUAUUGUAUUUUUUGCUAAUUAAAAAAUAUUUAUUUUUAAAAACAACAUAUUUUUUUUUUAUUAGUGACAUUUCUAU
Molecule: messenger RNA, 1554 nt
Organism: Rhopalosiphum maidis (corn leaf aphid)
Lineage: Eukaryota; Metazoa; Arthropoda; Insecta; Hemiptera; Aphididae
Product: RNA-binding protein 41-like
Exons: 8
Coding region: 73-1209 (378 amino acids)
Biological process (GO): mRNA splicing, via spliceosome
Cellular component (GO): U12-type spliceosomal complex
Molecular function (GO): pre-mRNA intronic binding; U12 snRNA binding
Source: RefSeq, a predicted model, not a curated record